Laetiporus sulphureus 93-53 is the source of this 912-nucleotide messenger RNA. RefSeq lists its product as uncharacterized. The transcript has a single exon. NCBI's taxonomy places the organism in Eukaryota, Fungi, Basidiomycota, Agaricomycetes, Polyporales, Laetiporaceae. The record is from RefSeq and is a predicted model, not a curated record. The coding region runs from base 245 to 772 and encodes 175 amino acids.
CCUUGUCUUCCCAGGCCAUCCCAUCUUAGCACGCUCUCGCGGGACCCCCAACUGCCCCCGCCGCGCAUCUCUCCCACCGCGCACGUUGCCAUCCUCGAGGUUGCUUGUCCAUCUCUCCCACCUGGAUUCCGUUCUAUCGCCUGCUUCCAUGUGCACGCCCGCGAACAGCACUAGAGCUGACUAGAUAAUUUGGGCUCGGACGGCGUCCCAUUGAUCACGCCUUUAAUGUGCGUCUCUGCAUUAAAUGGCCUCAGCCGCCGUUCUACCGCGCCUCAAGGCGAGUCGCAGAUGGAUUCGCGCCGCGCCAAGCAUGCCGGCGGGCAAAGCCUUGCCAGUCGACCUCGUCUCAAUAUCAGAGGUACCCGUACGCGCGCACCCGACCUCGGUAUACUCCCGCUAUGUUUUCGCAGAUCGCUUCAACGGUAUCACCCAGAGUCUCCGGAUAUUCAUUUUACGGCGCCCGGCAAGAGCUAUAACUUGCAGAUUCCCAUCUUUCUUGGCAACCAUGCCUUCUCCACUUUGUUCGCUUAUCCAAUCGCUUGGGCCGAAACUCCCGAACUGUGGCGCAGCGCUUACCACCUUCCCCGCAUCGGCGCGACGACGUCCAUCGCGGAUCGUCGUUUUCCCUACAUACUCAGAGUUCAUGCGUGCGAGUCUUUAUUACGUCUCGCGCCAGACGCGCCAUUUUGCUGCAACAGACUUUGAUCAUCCUCAUCGGCGGAUCCUUUUGCUGUAUGGAACAACGUGCGUACAUCGCUGCUUACUCCGCUAGUGAGCAUAUGCCUGCCGUGCUCCCUUUGCUAAUCGUACCGCUACUUCGAGCUGGCACGUACCCACGAAGUCCAGCUCAAAUUCAUAGCAGGCUUCUAUCCAGCUGGCCAAUGCCGGGCGUGCCGAGGAUAGCUUCCGGCG